GUAAUUAAUAUUAAGUGCGUGAAUAGAAUAUAUAAUAUCGCGUUAACGACAUAUACACAUAUUUUAAGGAUGAGAUAAAUGUUUUUGGUGGAGGAUUAGUAAAAAUGGCUGCUGUCACUUAUGUAAAGCAUGUAAAAGACAAAUAUAAUGAUGAUGCAUUACAAUGGUAAGCUUAUCAAGAAGUUUUAACAUUAAUUCUGGGGGUGCUACUUUUUUCGACGAAUCCGUAAAUAUGGAUGAUACAAGAAAUUUAUUGCCAAUUUUUGAAUCUUAUGGACUAUUUCGUCCCCUUAAAACAAUUUAUCCCUUCACAUUACAGCUAUUGUUUACUGUAGCUUUAGAAAUUACAGCAAUAGUUUUUGCUAUUAGGCACCCUGAUGAAAACAGCAAGUGUAGAGAAUAUUUUAUCAUAAUUUACAUGCACGUAGGACUGUGGUUCUUUUCAUUAAUUGUUGACCAAGUUGUAAGGAUCCAUCAUUAUCAGUUGCGUAUGAGUGGAUACCUAGAAUUUUACAAAAAAACACAGGUUCAUCAUCGUUUGCCUCUGUAUGUAAUUAGUUUGUGGAAUGCAGUAAUACUGUUUAUACAGGUACUGAUGCAGCAUUUUUAUUCUGACAAUUUUGCGGAUAAAUGUAUAAAAAGUGGUCUCUUGUCUCCAAUAAGUUACAUAGCAGCCCUUAUUACAAUUGAAACAUGUGUAAUAGCAGGAGUUAACAUAAAUUAUAUUGUUAGGGUAAGGGAGUUUAAUACAACUCAGCCACCUCCUGAUGUACAAAAAGAAGAAUGGAAUGCAUGCUCAUCUCAUGAACAGUUUGCACAGGGUGAAAUAGGAUACAGACCACCUGGAGACAAAAUAUAUGAUCUUAUAGAAAAACAGGCUGAUCUAAUUCGACAUUUAAAAGAUCAUAACGCACAACUGGCAGAAAAGUUAAUGGUUUUAAAUGCCCAACUUCAAGCACAAAAAGGAAGAAGAAUCACAAAUCAACAAGACAACGCCGUUGCUACAAUUUAAUAUGUUAUUUGGAUUACACAUUCUUAUACAUCUAACAAGAACAACGUAUUCCAGAAUCUGAACGAUACCUUCAUUGGCUAAACAUGGAAUACAUCUGUAAUAAUAGAAAAUACAAUUAAUAGUAAAAAUGCUAAAAAUUUGGGCAUCAUAAUGGUUGAUUUGAGCUAUUGAAGUGAUCUUAUGUUUCAAUUUUGAAUAACAAAAAAACUAAUAAAAGAAAUUUUUUAGGAAA
Agrilus planipennis (emerald ash borer) is the source of this 1244-nucleotide messenger RNA. Its product is annotated as transmembrane protein 192. The transcript is spliced from 7 exons. The record is from RefSeq and is a predicted model, not a curated record. The coding region runs from base 164 to 1012 and encodes 282 amino acids. Gene Ontology annotation, cellular component: lysosomal membrane; late endosome. NCBI's taxonomy places the organism in Eukaryota, Metazoa, Arthropoda, Insecta, Coleoptera, Buprestidae.